Messenger RNA from Ornithorhynchus anatinus (platypus), 1480 nucleotides. RefSeq names its product cytochrome c. The transcript is spliced from 3 exons. Gene Ontology annotation, cellular component: mitochondrial intermembrane space. The record is from RefSeq and is a predicted model, not a curated record. Gene Ontology annotation, molecular function: electron transfer activity; heme binding. Bases 120 to 437 code for a protein of 105 amino acids. Gene Ontology annotation, biological process: mitochondrial electron transport, cytochrome c to oxygen; mitochondrial electron transport, ubiquinol to cytochrome c. NCBI's taxonomy places the organism in Eukaryota, Metazoa, Chordata, Mammalia, Monotremata, Ornithorhynchidae.
GCGGAGGGGCGGGGCGAGAUCGGUUGCACCGCCAGCGGUGACAUAGGCCUGGGGGCCGGCGUGUCCUUGGCCAGAGACGGGGGCGCGUUGGUGCAGGUCGGGGACGAGGAGCAUUCAUAAUGGGUGACUUCGAGAAGGGCAAGAAGAUCUUUGUGCAGAAAUGCGCCCAGUGCCACACAGUCGAAAAGGGAGGCAAGCACAAGACCGGACCCAACCUGAACGGACUGUUUGGACGGAAGACUGGGCAGGCUCCAGGUUUUAGUUAUACAGAUGCCAACAAGAGCAAAGGCAUCACCUGGGGAGAGGAAACACUGAUGGAAUACUUGGAAAAUCCCAAGAAGUAUAUCCCUGGCACAAAAAUGAUCUUCGCCGGCAUUAAGAAGAAGGGCGAAAGGGCAGACUUGGUAGCAUAUCUCAAAAAAGCCACCAAGGAGUAAUAGUUGUUUCCUGCCUUAUUUAUUUCAGAAAAGGGAUGUGUCCUGUGAAUGAUUUUUUUUCUUUUUUUUUUUUUGUACAUGCACCAUACCUCUACCCUUCGAUUAGUCUCAUCGACCAGAAAGUUAUAAAUGGCUGUUCGGAUUUAUUGUUCUAGUCAUGACUUAAAAAGAAUUGUGUAAACAAGAUUGGCAUUUGUUUUAAUGAUUAUGAGCAUGCUUUCUGUGUUUUUGUAGUCAUUCCAAAUCACUUCAAUUGAACGGUCACUUUUUUAAAAAAAACAAAAAACUAGACUACCCAAGUCUGGUGGCUAGUGAAGUCUCGACUUGAAAGGAUCUUUAACUCCACCCCUCAAAAGAACCCGGGAGAAAUGACUCUUUUAAUUUUGUAGUAGUAUCAAGUUAAAUAACUAUUUUAAGCACUGAGGGAAAAGAAUUGCCUUGCAUGAGAAAGGAAACCCUAGUUGCCGUCUGCAAAAAAAAAAAGGUGCUUUUAAAUAACAAAUGCUUAGCCUGCUACCCAAAUGAAUGGGAUAGAGGGGCUGGGCCACUGAAUAAAAAUAAAAUUGGGUGUCCCACAGUCGAUGCCUAUUCAUUUUGCUGUGGUUUAAAUAAAAUUCUAGUUUUAUGACCUGAUUAGAGAAGUGCCGAGGCAUUUUAAUAUGUUCGUCAAAUCUCCUAGAAUACGGGUUUCCCAGUUUCUAGGACAGAAUCUUCACAGAUCAAGUAUCGAGCGACGGCUAAGCCAAGAUUAAUGGGUUUAUGCCGAAGGAAUUGAAAUCAGACUCGUGAUCACUGUUGGCUCGUCGUUUAGGGUACCCGGAUCAAGCUAAACGGGUAGCUGUGAGUACUGGGCCAUAAAGCACCUUCAUUUAAAGAUGACUGUAGAGAAUUAUAUUGUUCAAAAUGUAAAAAUUUGCAGACAAACGUGUGAAUACUGUACCAUGUUUUCUUAAACUUCUCUGGAAGGUUAGAAGUGUAGAUGACCAUCCACACAGUUUGUAAAUGGUGUGAUCAAUAACAUAAUUAAAACUCUUCUGAACAUA